GGAGGGCAUCGGAGCUAUCGCCUCCGCAGCACGGCCUCUUCGCCCUGAGGUUAGCACGCGGCUUGCGAUUGAUUGAUAUUUCUGAUCGACUUGCUGGGGCUCCUUGUGUAAGGAUUUGUUGCAGAUAUUUCCUUUGCGGUGGGUGCAUUGUACCUCGGUCGCCCAGUAAGACAAACGGGUUACCCAGCAUGUAGAUUCAUGUGUGUGAUGGUGAGGUAUAGCACACAAUGUAAUAUUGGUGUUGAUUUUAAAGGUCAUCCUCCACCCUCCAACUGAGCAAAGGAUGCUCCAUCUGUCAGCAUGCAAGCAUUUCCAGAAAGAAACACCACAGAACUCGGUAGUCGCGUGAGAUAUUAGACCGAGAUCCGGAGCGAUCAAUGUAGGAGGAAGGAAACCCGUCUCGUUGUUUGAGCUGAGCUCUGAAUAUCACCCCAAACACGGGUUUCUUCUCUCCUCCCUGCAUUCUUGCAUGCUACAUCAAAUUUUCUUCCAAAUCUGAACUAGAAGUACGAACUGACUAGCCGCGAUCUAGAGAUUCGAAGGCAACAGCUUUGCUUUGAACAUUCUCGCUUCACAUGGAGAACGCGGACAUGAACUCCGCCGGUGGGCUCAUUGUUGCCUACGGGGAGCUCUUGAUCGAUUUUGUGCCAACAGUGGCUGGGGUCUCUCUGGCAGAAGCACCGGCCUUUAAGAAGGCUCCCGGCGGCGCGCCCGCGAAUGUGGCAGUCUGCGUGAGUCGGCUCGGAGGGAACGCUGCCUUCAUCGGCAAGGUUGGUGACGAUGAGUUCGGUCACAUGCUUGCGGAUGUGCUAAUGUCCAACAAGGUGGACGUAGAGGGCUUGCGGUUCGACUCCAACGCACGCACGGCACUUGCUUUUGUCACUCUCAGAAGCGAUGGCGAGCGAGAGUUCAUGUUCUUCCGGAACCCCAGUGCCGACAUGCUGAUGGUGCCGUCGGAGCUCGACGAAGAUUUAAUCCGGCGGUCGAGUACAUUCCAUUACGGGUCUAUUUCCUUGAUUUCUGAGCCCUCCAGGUCGACGCAAUGCGCUGCAAUGAAGUUGGCAAGAGAGAGUGGGUCGCUCAUGUCCUAUGAUGUUAAUUUGCGGUUGGCUCUGUGGCCGUCACCUGAAGCUGCUCAUGAAGGUAUAAUGAGCAUAUGGGACCAAGCGGACCUCAUCAAGGUUUCUGACGAGGAAGUGAAAUUCCUGACGAAGGGCGGCAACGACAAGUUGGACGAAGUAGUCCUGUCAUUGUGGCGCCCCAACCUCAAGCUCUUGCUUGUCACUGAUGGCCCCGAUGGAUGCCGGUAUUAUACUCGAGGCUUCAAGGGGCGCGUGAUGUCUUUUAAGGUCGACGCAGUGGAUACCACGGGUGCAGGCGACGCAUUCGUAGGAGGAUUGUUGCACAUCCUGGCGAAGAACAAAGGGCUGUUAGACGACGAGAUCGCAUUGCGAUCAGCGCUACAAUUCGCUUGCGCAUGCGGGGCUAUCACCACCACAGGGAAGGGUGCUAUCCCAUCCAUGCCAGACAGGAAGGCUGUGUUGAAGCUAAUUGGGGUUACGACCAUCUGAAAGUGCUCACUAGAGAGCCGCUAGCAAGAAUAGAACCCGGUUGUCGGUGAUGCAAGACGGAAGGUCCUCUCCGUUUGGAGUGGUCGAACGUUCUACUUACACUGGUUCUCACUCCAGAAUCUAGACAUUUUAAAGGUAUUAUCGUAGUACGAAGAAAGAAACUGUUAUAAGAACACAUCGAACAUUGGUGGAAAAUUGAAAUUGGAGCAGUGAAAUGUCAAUCCGUUUUCCCGGGAGAGUAAUCGGUGAAUUCUAGAUGAGCGAAGAUUUAGGAUUUCCUCUUUUCUACUUAGUGCCUCCUGCUCCAGUUGUAACCAUUAAAGCCUUGGCUUAUACCGGCGGGAUAGAGUCGCACAUUCCAUCUUAGAACAACGGAAGUAGACGAUUCAUGAACCCUGCAUCAAGAGAUGUUACAGUAAUUCAACUCUAUGCUACAGUUUUGUGCCUCUAUCAAUCAAUGAAUAUGUGGGGUAUGUUACAAUUCUU
This is a messenger RNA of Physcomitrium patens, 2057 nucleotides long. Its product is annotated as putative fructokinase-7. Gene Ontology annotation, molecular function: kinase activity. The record is from RefSeq and is a predicted model, not a curated record. Lineage: Eukaryota; Viridiplantae; Streptophyta; Bryopsida; Funariales; Funariaceae. Gene Ontology annotation, biological process: fructose metabolic process.